This is a messenger RNA of Thermochaetoides thermophila DSM 1495, 3477 nucleotides long. Its product is annotated as putative nonsense-mediated protein. The transcript is spliced from 2 exons. Gene Ontology annotation, biological process: nuclear-transcribed mRNA catabolic process, nonsense-mediated decay. Gene Ontology annotation, cellular component: exon-exon junction complex; cytoplasm. Lineage: Eukaryota; Fungi; Ascomycota; Sordariomycetes; Sordariales; Chaetomiaceae. The record is from RefSeq and is a predicted model, not a curated record. Gene Ontology annotation, molecular function: RNA binding; protein binding. Bases 1 to 3477 code for a protein of 1158 amino acids.
AUGGACCGCGCACGUCGCCAUGAGCUGCGCGAGCUGAAUGUGCGGGCGUGGAAUGGCGAGACGGGCCUCUUCCCCGUGGCCGCGUCGCUCGACUCGACCAUGAAGAAGAACACGGCCUUCAUCAAGCGCCUGCGCACCGCCAUCUCCCCCGCCACUCUCAACACGUUCCUGCAGGAAAUCAAGACCGUCAGCCUGUCCAAGUACCUGUCCGAAAUCAUCUCGGCCUGCCACGAGGGCCUCUGUAAGCUCAAGUCGCCCGGCGAGAUCGAGGCGGCUGUCGAGAUCGUCAGCGCCCUGCACCAGCGCUUUGGUCCCCACGAAUUCACAUGCUACUUAGCCUGGCACCUGGGCAAGUCGCUGGCCACGCCGGACAAGAGCGUGCUCAAGACCCUGACUCCAGAGGCCCGUGAGAAGGAGGAGAAGGACCGCCUAUCGCGCCAGCGCGUGCUGCUGCGUGUCGUCACCGAGCUCUGGCUCGUCGGCGUGCUGCGCACCCUCGACGACGCCAAGCGGCCCGACGACGUCAUUGCCAACGGCGCCACUGGCAAGCAGGCCGAAGUCAAGUCCAAGGCCUCGGCCAAGGGCAACCCCGCCGAGCCCUUCCCGCUCGAAGUGCUCAAGGACCUGCUCGGCCACGAUCGCGAGCACGUCAACCUGCCCCUGCUGGUUGUCUUUGUGAAGGCCUUCAGCUGGGAUGUCCUGGGCGUGCGCGGCGCCGGCUCCGAGGGCCGCAAGACGGUCGAGGAAGACGGCGCGACCAAAGCUGCGGCUCCCCCGGCCGAGGGCAACAAUGCCAGCUCCGCCGAGGACCAGCAAGAGGGCCAGCCAGCUCCGAGCUCCCAAGACCCGCCCCUGACGCCGCCAGAGCUCCAAGAGCGCUUCAAGAAUGUGCUCCGCCGAUACUUUGAGGAUGUCAAGCAGCAUCUCAUCCGCGACCAGAAGGCCCUUGCCAGCCAGUCGCGCAAGAAUGCCGAGGCCUACGUCAAGUCGGGCGAGGUGUUCGAGGACCGCCAGGCCAACUUUGAGAAGCAGGUCAAGGCCCAGGAGCGUCUAAUCGCCAACGCCCAGGUCAUUGCCGACGCCAUCGGCGCCGAGAUGCCGGACCUGAAGGAGCACGAGGAUGUAUCUGCCACCGCGAACGGCUCCAUCGGCCUGGUUAAGACCGGCGAGUACCUGCGUGGUCAGGGCGACGGACCCGGGAUCUGGGAGGACGAGGAGGAACGUCGCUUCUACGAAAACCUGGUCGAUCUCCGCGGCAAGGUGCCCGGCAUUCUGCUCGAGGAGGUCAAGAAGAAGAAGCAGGAUUCUGACGAGCAGGUCGGCAAGAAGAUCGACCUAGAGACCGCCGCUGAGGCCAAGCAGGUCGAUGCUUCCGCCGAGGACCAGUCUGUGGCCAUUGCCAACAAGACCAUCGGCGCGCAGGUCGACGCUCUGCUCGCUCGCCUGCCCGACCUGACGACCAAGGACGCCGUCGACCAGAUGGCCAUCGAUUUCUGCUACCUCAACUCCAAGGCUUCGCGCAACCGCCUGAUCAAAGCCCUGACCGACGUGCCUAAGGGCCGCACCGAUCUCCUCCCGUGUUGGGCCCGCCUGGCCGCCACCCUCGGCCAGUACAUGUCCGACGUCCCCAAGGGGCUGGUCGAGUACCUGGAUAACGAGUUUCGCAGCCUGCAGCGCCGCAAGGACAAGGAGUUCCUGGGCCAGGUGCGCCUCAUCAACAUCCGGUACCUGGCCGAGCUGACCAAGUUUGGCGUGGUCCCCGAGCACGUGGUGUUUCACUGUCUCAAGGUCAGCCUGGACGACUUUUCCAGGGUGAACAUUGAGAUUAUUUGCACUAUGCUCGAGAACUGUGGCCGGUACCUGCUGCGCAACCCUGAGACGUCGCCACGCAUGGCGAGUUUCCUGGAGACGCUGCAGAGGAAGAAGUCCGUGCAGCAUAUCGGUCAGGCGGAGAAGAUGCUUAUUGAGAAUGCCGUCUACUAUGUUGAUCCGCCGCAGCGCCCGGCCAUUCAGCAGAAGGAGCGCACGCCAAUGGAGUUGUUCAUCAGGAAGCUAAUCUAUGCUGAUCUGAAUAAGCGCAGCUACGAUAAGGUGCUGAGGCAGAUUCGGAGGCUUCACUGGGAGGAGAAGGAGGUCGUCGCCGUCCUUCACAAGGUCUUUUCCAAGCCCAGCAAAGUCAAGUACAGCAACAUCCACCUCCUGGCCAUCCUCCUCAGCGCCCUCUACCGCUACCACCCGGCUUUCGUCAUCGGUGUCGUCGACACCGUCAUCGAAUCCAUCGCCCUCGGCCUCGAGCAGAACGACUUCCGCUACAACCAGCGCCGCGUCGCCGAAGUCAAGUACCUCGGCGAGCUCUAUAACUACCGCAUGCUGGAACACCCCGUCAUCUUCGACACCAUGUACAAGAUCAUGACCUUUGGCUACGGCGGCCCGCCCAUCCCCGGUCAGAUCAACCCGUUUGAUCCGCCCGAUGACUUUUUCAGGAUCAGGCUGAUCGCAACCCUGUUGGAGACGUGCGGCAUGUAUUUCAACAAGGGUACCGCGGGCAAGAAGCUAGAUUAUUUCCUUUCCUUCUUCCAGUAUUAUAUCUACACCAAGAACCCUCUGCCGAUGGAUAUCGAGUUCCUGGUGCAGGACAUCUUUGCGCUGACCAGGCCCCAGUGGAAGUUGGCUUCUAACCUGGAGGAGGCGACCAAGGCGUUCCAGCUGGCCAUCAAGUCAUCUGGUCUGGACAAGGCCGUUGAGCAGGAUGAUCAGGGCAGUGGGGUCAGCAGUGAUGAUGAUGCGAAUGUGGAGGAUGGGGAAAAGGAGGAACAGGAUGGGGAUGAGAAUGACGGGGAGGAUGAAGACGAGGGAGAGGAUGACGAAAACGCCGAGGAAGAACCCUCCUAUCGCAACGACAACGACUCCGACUCCGAGCGAGGCAACCAUGACGACGAUGAAGACGAAGAAGAAGAGGAAGAAGAAGCCAUCGUGGUCACCCGCGAGGAGGAAGAAAUUGACCCCGAAUGGGAAGCCGAAUUCGACCGGGAAUAUGCCAAGAUCAUGGCGGAAAGCUACGAGACGCGAAAGUUUGAGCGGAAACAAUUCGAUAUCCCCUUGCCUGUGCGUCCCAAGAACCAGCAGCGCUCGGAUGAAUCGGGUGAAACAGGCAGCGGGGGGCAGACCACGACGCCGGGCAAGAUGGCUUUUUCGCUGCUCACCAAGAAGGGCAAUCGCCAGCAGACGAAGACGGUGGAGCUGCCGUCGGAUUCGAGCUUCGCGGUUGCUAUGAUCAAUCAGAGGCAGGCGGCCAAGGAGGAGCAGCAAAGGAUUAAGAACUUGGUGUUGAAUUAUGAUUUGAGGGAGGAAGAGGAGGAUGACGACAACGACAAGCCUAUCUCUCAUCAUCACCACUUCAACCGGUCGGAGAAUCGCAACAGCAAGGACCGUGGGCAAAGGGUGAGGAAGUUACAGUUGAGUGAUGUUGAUUGGUAG